Messenger RNA from Lathyrus sativus (Indian pea), 705 nucleotides. NCBI's taxonomy places the organism in Eukaryota, Viridiplantae, Streptophyta, Magnoliopsida, Fabales, Fabaceae. The record is from the annotation of a GenBank genome assembly.
AUGGCAAAAUCAAUUAUUUCGUGCAACAAAUUGUAUGGAAUUGGACAUAAAUUUGAUUUUUUAAGGAAGAAAAUGGAGAUCAAGGUAAAGGCGGCGACUUCCUCGGAUUCAAAUGUAAAGAAAGCAAAUUUGUUUGCUACUAAAAAGGAAAGAGUUAAUCUGCCAACAUAUGAUGAUGUUGUUGGAAGUAAAAAGCACCACAUCAGUGAAUUUUUAAGCCAGCCUAGUGGAAUUGCAGCAGUGUUGAACACAAAGGCAUUGCAAUCAUUUCAAUCCCUUGAUGCUAACACAUACAGGUGUGAACUACCUAAACUUAGACUUUUGAACUUUGAAGCUUCUCCUUUCAUAGAUCUGCGGGUUACAUCAACAGAUGAAGAUUGCUUGGUUGAAAUGAUUUCUUGUAAGUUCGAGGGUUCAGAAAUUAUUGAAGAGCAAAACAAACACUUUUCAGCAUUCAUGAUAAAUCACAUGACAUGGAGUGAUGCUGAAUCAUUUUUGGAAGUUGAUGUGAAGUUGAAUCUCACACUUGAGAUCUAUACACGCCCGUUUACCAUGAUGCCUAUUUCAGCGGUUGAAGGUCCUGGAAAUAUAAUGAUGCAAGCUUUGGUGGACAAGCUGGUGCCACUUCUACUUGAGCAGAUGCUACAAGAUUAUAAUAAAUGGGUUCAAAAGCAAUUUUAUUGCCUAAAUGAAUCUUCUAAUUAA